This is a messenger RNA of Electrophorus electricus (electric eel), 3922 nucleotides long. The record is from RefSeq and is a predicted model, not a curated record. NCBI's taxonomy places the organism in Eukaryota, Metazoa, Chordata, Actinopteri, Gymnotiformes, Gymnotidae.
CCUUACUGGUUAUGUGUGUUUGAAGGAGCGCUGGUUCCGUGUGCAGGUGGACACGGUGUGACAGGCUAAACCUAAAAUAACUGGAUUUCUUUUAUCCGCUUGUACAAUGAAGAAAGAAUGAUUAAAGUCUGCAGUGUGAGUUCUAGAUUGUGGCGGCAGUCAGCGUUUUGUUAACCUUCUUGUUCCCAGGAAUUUCGUUACCUCAUAAGUUUUAACAAUGGACCCAAUAACCAGUUGGACACCUAAGCAGGUAGUCGACUGGAUGAGAGGCCUUGACGAAAGUCUUCAGCAGUAUGUGGCCAACUUUGAGAUAGAGAAGAUCAGUGGAGAGCAGCUGCUGAAGAUCUCCCACCAGGACCUGGAGGAGCUCGGCGUGAACCGCAUUGGUCACCAGGAACUGGUCCUGGAGGCUGUGGACUUGCUCUGUGCACUGAACUAUGGUGUGGAGACCGACAACCUAAAGAACCUGGUUGUGAGAAUGAGAGCAGCAACUAACAACCUACACAUUGGCACGUCGGAGCGCAGGAGGAGCCCUGACUAUGAUGGCCUCAACUCCUGCAAGCCCCCCAACGAGUUCCUCACGUCUGUGGUGGAGCUCAUCAGUGCUGCUAAAAGCCUUCUGAUGUGGCUGGACAGGACCCCUUUGACUGGGAUCAGCGACUUCACCACCACCAAGAACAAGAUCAUCCAGUUGUGCUUGGAGCUGACCACCACGGUCCAGCAGGAUUGCACUGUUUAUGACAUGGAGGAAAAGAUUCUUGAAGUUUCCAAGGUGUUGAAUGGUAUCUGUGAUCACACCAUGCGAGCGACCUCCGACCCUCUGCCGAGCCAAUCAGCAUGUCUGGAGGAAGUGCACCUGACCAACAUCAAGGCAGGAGAAGGCCUGGGGAUGUACAUCAAAUCCACCUAUGAUGGACUUCAUGUCAUUACUGGCACUACUGAGCACUCUCCUGCAGACAUAUGCCGCAAGAUCCAUGCUGGUGAUGAGGUGAUCCAGGUGAACCAGCAGACAGUGGUGGGCUGGCAGCUGAAGAACCUGGUGGUCAAGCUGAGGGAGGACCCCAAGGGAGUGACGCUGCUACUGAAGAAGAGGGCAGCAGGCAUGCCUGGCUUCACCCCCGCACCGCUCAAAAACAUGCGUUGGAAACCCCCGCAGUCACAGGGCUCCCCAAGUAAGAGCCAGCCGCCCGGCAUUGGCACUGAAUCGAACAGCCGGAAGGAGAAACCAGCCAUCUUGGACCUGUACAUCCCCCCACCGCCAUCAGUGCCCUACACACCACGAGAAGCGAGGACAGCCUCCUUCAGCAGCAUUGCCAGGAGAGCCAAAGGCUCCGACUCACCUAACUCCUUCCUGGAUCUGGAGAGUCACCGACGUUUCACCAUUGCCGACGCCGACCGGCUGCCCGCCUAUCCAGUGGAAGCCAACGUGGUGCAUGCUCGCCUGAGGGAAAGGAGCUCCUCGCGAGGUAAGCCAAGGCCUCUCUCCAUGCCGGUGGACACGUGUCUGAGCGUGACAGACCCGUACCCCAGGCCCUGGAUUCAAGGACGGAAAGGCGAGGAUCUCUUGUACCGAUACCUCAGCAACGAGCGCAUACCCACUAUAGCUGAGGAGGUCCCCAGCGCGGACCACUCCCACAGGGCGAGGGCGGGGAGGGGCGCACGGGGCCCAGACCACAUGCGCGCUAGCCGGCUACUCGUCGGCACAGACCUGCACAGCAGCUCUACCAUCCCAUAUCAGGAGGACUUUGCUAAAAAGACCCCUAUGACCUCCACCCCAAAAAGACCCCCAGCGGAACCCUCCCUACUGGAUCCUGACUGGACCUCCAACAGUGCAUUUAUCAGCAGGUUCAGCGCCUCAGCAGUCCGAUCCUGGUCAUUCUCUCAAGCGGCCUCCUUCCCCAUUUCACUAGCCCCUCGAUUGGCUGCUGAUGAAUACAACCCUGUGUCGCUGAGGCACAAGUCAAAGAAGAAGACUCGAGGAGGCAAUGCAGCAAUGAGUAGGCGGAGAGUGUCGGUGAAGGAGCUGGACCCGGCUGACCACCAGGGCUGGCUCUACCGAAAGAACGAGAGCAAGGUGUUCCUGGGAAUUAAAUGGAAGAAGUACUGGUUUGUUCUGAAGAAAACCUCACUCUACUGGUACACCAACCAGAUGGCUGAGAAAGCAGACGGGUACAUUAACUUGACUGAUUUUCUGAUUGAUCGGGCAAUGGAGUGCAAAAAGAAGUAUGCUUUCAAAGCAUGCCACCCAAAUCUCAUGAUGUUCUACUUUGCUGCUGAGAACAACGAGGAGAUGAACACAUGGUUGAACAAACUUGGUCUUGCAGCCAUUCAGUAUGAGCCUGCGCCAAGCCAUCAGGCGGAAUGCUACAGUGAGGCAAGCGAUGGUGAGGAGGUGGAGUCAACUGAGGCCCCACCUCCACCUUACUCUGAGCAGCUCACCAAAGGCCCAAUGAAUACGGACAGCCCUGGACGUCCAGGGAGCCUCCCUCCUCCAUACUCAUCUCCGGUUCCCAGCGAAGCCACUCCCGUCAGCACCGUGACCUCCCGUGGCUCCACCUCCUCUCUGGCCAAGCGCCGCCUGUCCUGGAUGGACCUGGUCUCCCAGGCUAGCCCUGCCUCUGCUACAGAGGCCCUGACCUGUUCCGCUCAAGUCCAUGCUCAGGGAGAUGCCCCAGAGGAGGCCCCACAGUCUUGGGGCCCUCAGGCAAUGGAGCACCAGCAGGAUCAGUCAGCCAACAGUCUGACCACGCACAACUCCUAUGGUGAGGAAAGUGCAGCUGAUGAAAUGGAGAAAUUGUACAGAGAUUUGAAAAAGGCUAGCCUGUCUCCCACUGGUGAACGGAGGCCAACAUCCAGACGCGAGUUCAGAGCGUCCUUCAUAAAGCGCUGCAAAAACAACACAGUCAAUGACAAGCUGCACCUCAUCAGAGCCCUCAACAGCACACUGAAGGCUAAGGAGGCAGAUGUGCUAACUCUGGACCAGGUGCUGAUUGACCCGUCCCUUACUGCCAGCAAAUACAGACGGUGGAAGGAGAGCAACGUGGUGUUGCUGCAGGAGAUUCAUCUGCACCAGCCCCCUCAGUCCGUGCCCCCUGAGGCCCCUGCCCUAACAGCUGCAGCAACCCCACUGACAGAGACCAGUGUGUAAGCAGCACGCAGGCGUCAUACCUGAUUAUUCACAGAGACAUGUUCAUGAAGACACUGUCAGACUGAAAUGAAGUUUAUUGCAGCACAGCAUUAUUGAUGGCUUAAGAGUUUUAACAUUUCCUCUCAGGUAUUUUUCCCAAAACACAAAUCAUGUUUUAAAGCUGGAACUGUCCCAUUUAUUAUUUAUUUGUUUAUUUUGUUUUUGGUUUUUGUUUUGUUUAGUUUUUUCUUUCUUAAGUGUUAUUUCCCUUAGUAUCAGUGUCUACGAAAAAGGUUUGGAGUCAGUUUGCAUGGCUCAUUUCCACUUCACAUUAUAGGGGGCAUUUUUGGACAAUUCCUUUUCUGUCCAUAAGGAUGCAUACCAUAACUUUACUAUGCUGUAAAAGUCUGUCUGUCUGCAGCAUAACUUUCUAAUAUUGUAAUGUUUCAGUUAGCAAUUAAUAUCCUUUAACUAAUUGCCAUAGUGGAGAUUAGAGCUAAUUUGUUGUGCCAUGAUGUGCAAAAACAUCACUAACAUUGUGAAACAUUGCACACAAAACAUGAAACUUGAUAGAUGCUGUUAACAUUUAGUCUCUUGACACAAAGGGUGUUACAAUUCUGUGAUCUACAGUUUGUAUAGUUUUUUUUUUCUUUGUUGCUUUUGUAUUUGGGUGUAAAUAGAUAUUUUAGUGAAUGAACUGAUUUAAAACCAUGUACAGUAGAUUUUGGUUCUUUGGUUCUACUGGCUGUGCUGUUUCUAGUGAAAUAGGAAAAUAAACACUUGAUCGAAAUACCA